Molecule: messenger RNA, 1894 nt
Organism: Olea europaea var. sylvestris
Lineage: Eukaryota; Viridiplantae; Streptophyta; Magnoliopsida; Lamiales; Oleaceae
Exons: 3
Coding region: 28-1557 (509 amino acids)
Biological process (GO): endoplasmic reticulum calcium ion homeostasis
Cellular component (GO): endoplasmic reticulum
Molecular function (GO): calcium ion binding
Source: RefSeq, a predicted model, not a curated record
CCCUCUCUUUUUAUUCUUACUGAUUGUAUGGUCCAAUCAUAUCAUAAAGCUUCAACGAUGGCGAAAAAUUCCCCCUUCUCUCUCUUACGCAGGCUUUUGCAUGUAAUUACACUUCUCUCCGUCUGCUUCCUUCUCCUCCACUGCAUUUCCGCCUCCUCCGCCACCAAACAACCCCACUUUGAGGGGUUCGAUGCCGAUGAAGAUGAUGAGUUUGUCAUAGAACCGAAUGACGUUGGACCUGUCCGGUCCCGUGCGCCCCCUAUCUCUCUUUCUGAACCCACCUCGGAAUCCCAUCAUGAAAACCCGAAUCCAAAGCCCGACACCCAAAUUUUGUCCCCGGUUUCAGAUCCGAAUUCAAAUUCGAAGCCCGCUUCCACGUCGUUUGAUUAUUGGGACGAGGAUGAGUUUGAAGGGAUUCCACAAGAUUUGCCCCCCGAAAAUAUUGUUACUAAGGAAUCUGCUACCGGGUCGAAAUUUGAUUUGAGUUCUGACCCGGAAAAGCCCGAUUCGGGGAAAGACGUGAAAUCUGAAGUUUCGGAUGUUAUGUCUGUUAUGAAUCUGAUGUUGUCAUAUUCUAUUGAAAUUGUAUGUGUUAUAUUUUUUAUUGUUUUCGCUAUUAAUUAUUUAACGGGGAAAAGGGUCAACGAGAACUUGGCGUUAGCAUGGGCGCGUAAGUUUGCCACUAAGGAUUCAAUUUUCGAAAAGAAUUUUAGCUUGUUGGGUGUGGGGGAGACUGAAGAUUCUCCAAUUUUGUUGAAGGAAGGGAAUAAUGUAUUUAAGUUUUAUGCAAGUGGGAGGAGAUUUUGCUCGGGUUUGCUGGCAACAAUGGAACUCAAGAGCCGGCACGAUUUGAUUUCAAGACUGUAUAAUAUGGUGGUGCAAUGUAAAGAUGAAAUCACAUUUGAGGUGUAUAUGAAUGAUGAUGCGAUGGAUCAUGUGAUUUUUGCCUUGGCAAGGAAGAAGUUGGCAAAAAUAAUGCAGAAGGAGGUGAGGGACUUGCAGCGGUUUGCAGUGCUGGUGGCACCGCCAAGUGGGAGGAAGUGGGUGGCGGAGGAGUUGCAGGUGGUCUCUGAAUCCAAGGAGGUUGCUGGGGAUUUAAUUACUGACAUUGUACUAGAUCAGGUUUUUGGUGACAAAGCAUUUGAUAAAUUUGGCAAGGGAUUCAUUUCACUGCAUUUUUCUGAUCAACACUUGGGAUCAAACAAGAAGAUGCUGGUGUUGAAGUUUGCUCUUCCAGAUGCUGAUCACAUGGCUGACAUGAGUCGAUUGGUCGCUCUUGUACCAUAUUACAUCGACCUGAUUGGAAGAUACAAGCUCAGCUCCCAGGCUCGAUCUAAAACAGAAGCAGCUAGAUUGAAAGUUGCUCAAGAGAUUUACAAGGAACUUCAAAAUGCCAGGCAAGAAGCCUUGCAGCAAAAGAAGGCGGAGCAGAGAAAGAAACUGGAAGAGGCUCUGUCAAAACAAAGCACGGAGGCUCUUCGCAAGAAAGAGGCAAAAGAGCGUACUCGCCAAUUGAAAAAGUUCGCUCCUAAAUUUAAGAUAACCCGGGCUCAUUAGAUCCUAAGUUAGCCUGAUACUGCAAUAGAAAUAUACCUAGUACUUAUCAUUUUCUGAAAUCUUUUACAUUUAGUUAGCACUUAGUGAUUGGCUGUAGGUAGUGUCGAUUCAACCAUUACCAAUUCUCUCUGGUUUUUGAAUGUAAUGUUAUCUCUAAUUUAACGAAUCCGUAGUUUCCCUUAGCAAUAUCUUUGUUGCAUUUGGGAACAAUUUUUGAGAUUUACAUGGGAAUUAGAUAGGAUCGAAUUGCCGGAGGCGGUCUUUGUGAGUCUUUAAAUAAACUCUAGAAGUUAAUUUUGCAGAACUCAUCUUAAUGAAAUGAUUCUUAUUUUUCGUU